Molecule: messenger RNA, 957 nt
Organism: Cercospora beticola
Lineage: Eukaryota; Fungi; Ascomycota; Dothideomycetes; Mycosphaerellales; Mycosphaerellaceae
Source: RefSeq, a predicted model, not a curated record
CUUGCAAUUUCUCAUCAACUCGGAGUCAUUCCCAACACAACAACACUUCCCUGCCGUCGCGGUUUGCGUUCGCCAGGCAAUCGGAUAGCACACCACGCUAUCUGGAAUACGACCCAGCAGGUCGGAGCUACCAGCGCCAGGAUACCCUACAAGAACGUCACAGAGAUUCACAAUCAUGGCCAGUCAGAUGUGGCUCAAGCGUGUCCUGAUUCCGUUUUGGAUCGUUCAGCUCAUCUUUGUCACCAUCCUCCUGGUCCUCUUCACGUUCUCUCUGGCCGUGGUCAGGGACUACCAGGAAGACUAUGCGGACAGCUACGGCGUGGACCGCAUUAGCAAGCCAGCAUACAGGGCCUUCAACGGAGUAGCGGCGGUGUACAUUGCUCUGUGCGCGUUGACCAUCAUUUUCGACCUCGCCGAGAUCAUCUUGUUGGCGCGCAAACGUCUGAGCCCGACAGUCGUCGUCACGUUCAACUCGAUCCUCACCUUGGUGUGGGCGGUGGUCCUGAUUCUGCAGAUUGUGGGCACCGCCGCCGGGGCCCGGGCCAGUGCUCUGGGAUUCAUCUUCAUCAUUGUGGUGCUCGCGACGUCCCUGGGCAAGCUAAUAUACUCCUCCGUCAUUUUGCAUCGCUAUCGCAAAGGACAAUUCGCUACACGUGGAACUUAUAGCAGCCCGGCGAAUGCGGAGGCAGGGGUCGAGUUCGAUCCCACCCCCAGUGGGCCCGAUACUGCAUACAACCCAGUGCCAGCUCCGUUGAACCCGUUUCGCGACGCAUCCCGCGACCCUUCGCCCGCCGCAGGUAUCCAUCAUCCCACGAGCGGCGCUGCAGCGGCGUACUACCACACAGCUCCGGCGCACGAGAUGCAGCAGACGGUCGUGCGAUAGCAGAUGGUGGCAUGAUGGGUUGUGUUUGUACCUGUGCGGCAAAUUCGUAAUGUAUGGGAUGGAGCCCGGUCCUG